Molecule: messenger RNA, 2270 nt
Organism: Cucurbita moschata (crookneck pumpkin)
Lineage: Eukaryota; Viridiplantae; Streptophyta; Magnoliopsida; Cucurbitales; Cucurbitaceae
Product: DCN1-like protein 1
Exons: 10
Coding region: 178-1158 (326 amino acids)
Biological process (GO): protein neddylation; positive regulation of ubiquitin-protein transferase activity
Cellular component (GO): ubiquitin ligase complex
Molecular function (GO): cullin family protein binding; ubiquitin conjugating enzyme binding; ubiquitin-like protein binding
Source: RefSeq, a predicted model, not a curated record
UUGAAAAAAAAAAAAAAAAAAGGAGAAAAGCCAGUAAAAAGCCAAGACAGAGAACCAAAACCAGAGCUGAAGGCGGAGGAGGGAAGAAAGAGUAACGAGAGAGCUUCCUUCUCUGUUAUUGAGUUGGGGUCUGGAGGAUUCUUCUUCUGCUCCUUGCUCCCCAACAAUCUAACUUCCAUGACUUCCGUUGUGGAUUUCUUGCAUAUGAAUCGCUUCGAUAUCGUCCAGAUUUAUCGUCAAUACUGUGAUAUUCGAUCUCAAAAUGGCCUUUAUCAUGGGAAUGAAGACUCUGGACAUGUUGAAUCACAAAUAGCUAAAAGUUCAAAGCAGGCUCUUGCAGAACUCUUCCUUUAUGUGAAAUCAUCGCUGCAGAUGGGGAACUCAAUUGUUGAUGAACUAGCGAAGGUGAUGUCACAUCCAAACUUGAUGGUAGACUUCUCUGAAUUUUCACGCUUUUACGAGUUUGUUUUUUUUGUGAGCCGUGAAAAUGGUCAAAAGAAUAUCACUGUUGGUAGGGCAGUUAGAGCAUGGAGAUUAGUUUUGGAUGGGAGAUUUCGGUUACUUAAUCAAUGGUGUGACUUUGUUGAGAACAAUCAGCGACACAAUAUAUCUGAGGAUACUUGGCUGCAAGUCUUGGCUUUCAGCUGUUGUGUACAUGAAAAUCUGGAAGGGUAUGACCCGGAAGGUGCUUGGCCUGUCCUAAUUGAUGACUUCGUCGAGCACAUGUACAGGCGGUCAGGAUCUAAUAAAAUUUCGAAGUUAUAUUGUACUUGUGGAGACUCAGAAUCACAGUCUGGUGUCUUUGAAGAUUCUCUUCCUGGAUUAAAGUCUUUCCCUGGUUUGAAGAGGAAAUUACCCGAGGACAUGCAAGUGGACGACAUUAUGUCUCUGAGUGAUCCUAGAACCGGCUCCAUGGAGUUAAUUCCUGUUACGAGCCUCAAGAAAACUAGAUUCAUGGGUUGCAGGCCAGUGAACUUGGAGGUAAACUUACCGUCAUGCACUGCAGAUGAGAACAUAGAUAUGGUUCGACAUAACGGUGCAGUAGGCUGCAAAUCUCCUUGUGCUAUUGAAGGUUUUCUGUCAAAAGGUUUUGCUGGGCUUUUCUCGACACGUUCAAUCCUAGGAUUGGAUCGAGAAAGGAAAGCGUCAUUCAUGUGAUCAUGUCCGAUUUAGCUCUAAUGAUUUUUAAAGCAAACUAAAUUCAUAAACCCAGAUAGAAGAAACGAGCUUUUAAUUUCAAUAGUUCAUAGGGGAAACAGAAAACUAGUGGGGAUUGUUUAAAGUAGUAGAUUUGAAGUUGUAAGAUGGACCAAAAAUAUCACAAGGGAAAAGGACGGCUUGGAAUUUGCAUCUUGUUACGAGGGGGCAGUCGACAAUAUGAAUGGAAGAUGCUGCAGUGUAUUGGAAGCAAAGGAAGAUGUUGGAGAGCAGAGGGAUGCGUUUGUAUGACUUGCAUUCCACUUGUGGAGUGUGCCCCGUCGCAGCUUUAAUGGCAUCACUUAUGUUCUCUAACCCAUACACCUCUCCAAAUGGAAAUAUCGCUGCAUCAAAAACAACCAUUCAUCAGCAUUGCCUUCUCCAAGUUAGUAUCAUUACUUUUUUUUUUUUUUCGGAAACACACACCUCUGUUUGCUAGGAUAUUGAAGAGAUCAUAAGUUUGCUUAAGCUUGAGUGCAGUUUCAAAGAAAGCAUGCUGAGUGAGCAAUGGUUCAGAACAAAUUCCAUGCCUUUCCCAUUCUUUCUUCCAUAUCUUCUCAUUCUCCUCCUCCUCAAGAGAUGGCCAUUCUUUAUCUAACUCAUUUUUCAGAUCCGACAUCUGUAAAAACCCAUUUACAGAACAAUACAUCAUAUAAUCCAUAUGAAUCAUCAAACCCUCUCUAUAUCUCUACAGAAAAGUACCUUUGAAGGGUCAAAAGUGGUUCUAGUUUUGCAAUUGGUAAUCCCAGAAGAACAAGCAGGCCAGAAGCCAGAAAUGCUGAAAGUGGGUGUUGCUGGUUUUUUACAAGGCUUCAAAUUGCAUAGAGAAAUCUGCCACUGAUGCUUACCAUCAAAUAGCCAGAAAUUAGAAGAGAGAUCGUGAGAUUACCAAAUGGGAACAAACAAAAUUUGAUUACCUGUUGAACAAGGUAAAAGAAGUCGGAGUUUCCACUGCCUUCUGAGACCGGCUGGACAGGUAAACAAAAGGGGAAUGUCAAUUUCAUCAACUCUGAAUGGAAAGUAUAAACAAUUUAGUUUCAAUACUCAAUAAUUACCUGUGAAGAGUUAUAUGA